AUGAAAGAUCUAAGCCACACUCCCGAAUUCGGAAGAUCUGCCCUUCCAACGAAAUUAGAAAAUUCUCGUUAUUCUCUUCAUAAUUCUCAUACCAGCCAGGGCACGGAGGAAACGCGUGCACUACCUUCCAUUCCAUCUUAUCAGUCACACAUAAGUAACUCUUCAAGCAUUUCUUCUAGCAACAACUUUACCGAGAACAAAGACCACCCACGGAAGCGUCUUUCGAGAGCAGAAGCCAAGAUCAAAGAACUUGAGAAUUUUGGUCCAAAUCUAGUUGCCCUUGAGGGAAGGGCACAAAAACUUUUUGUGGAUCAGGUCAAUCUUAACUUCAAUCUUCUGAGCCGCCUACAAAUGCCACUGACAUCUUCGUCUCCACAGGGACGCCCUUCAAAACUGGGACCUCUUCAACAUCCACAUACACAUCUCCAAAAUCCAAAUAAUUCCGGUCAAUCUUCUGUUACUCACGCGUUUCAAGUCAAUUCUGAGGAUGUGGAAAUGAACGAUGCGCCGGAAAUUCCAGAGUCAAUUAUGGUUCCCGUAGAAUCUGAACGUCAGAACAGAGGUGAAGUGCCAACUCCCCGUCCACUUAUCAUACCCUCCCAAGCCGCUGCAUCGGUUCGAAUUCCUUCAAGGUCAAGUCAAUUAAUGACUCCAAGUAGUGUAUUCGAAAGUCCACGACAUACUGCUCUCCAAACCACCACAACCAACAUCCACGAUCAAAUCGAGCUUGAACUUUCCCACUUAAUGUUAGAAAAGCAUAACGAACUACGACUUAUCGAAAUUGAACUUGCUAAAGCACAAAUAAUGCUUGAACAGCUUCGACGUGUUCAUUUGAGGCCAUUCAACCUUGUCAAAAAUGAGGAGGGUCAGGUUUAUGCAGUCAGGGUUGUGUCAAUCCUCCUCCGGACCUCCGGAAGAACAGAGAAAUCUCUUCCAGCACUCGGCCAUGCCAUAAGCGGUGCGACUGGAUCCGCCAUCUCAAACCUCUGCAUCUAUCCCCUCGACCUCAUCAUAACACGUCUACAAGUCCAAAGAACUCUCGCAAAUUCCUCCUCUCCUACUUCAAAACAGCCACAGAAAUAUAAAUCAGUUGCAGACGCAUUUGAUAAGAUUUAUAAUGAAGAAGGAGGGAUUGCCGGAUUUUACAGUGGAGUCUUACAAGACACAUCCAAAUCCAUUGCAGAUUCAUUCCUAUUCUUCCUCUUUUAUGGAUAUAUUCGUUCGAAAAGAUUACAGUCUCACUCAUCCUCCAAAGCUACUCUCCCCGCACUCGAAGAAUUGGGCGUCGGCGCAUUAGCUGGCGGGUUAUCGAAGUUUUUCACUACCCCAUUGUCAAACAUUGUGGUGCGAAAGCAAACUCAUUCGAUGACUGCUUCUUCUGGCACAAGAUCUCCAACAAUAUCUUCAAUAAUAUCGGAUAUAAAAGAAAAGAAAGGCAUUACUGGUCUCUGGUCUGGUUAUAGUGCAUCCUUAAUCCUUACUCUCAAUCCGAGUCUCACGUUCUUUCUCUAUGAGUUUCUCAAACGUGUUUUUAUCCCAAGAGAUAAACGUGAUGACCCAGGGGCACGAAUUACAUUUUUGUUGGCGGCGGUUAGUAAGGCAAUUGCAAGUAGCGUUACAUAUCCCGUGAGUCUAGCUAAGGCUCGGGCACAAGUCGACGGAUCUUCUGCUCCAGUCAAGAAAGAAAGUGUUGAGAAGCUUUCAGACAAUGUGAAAGAUGCAAAGAAGAAUGGAUCUAAGAAAGCUGCCCAGGAAGCACAGAAAAAUCUCAAAGAUGUUUCCAAGCAAGCAAAAAGAAACACAAUCAUUCAUUCCUUAAUCAAGAUUUACAAGGAAGAAGGAAUAGGAGGAUUAUACGAGGGCAUUGGAGGGGAGAUCAUCAAAGGGUUUCUAGGUCAUGGAUUAACAAUGAUUGUGAAAGAUCGUGUGCAUGCAUUCAUUCUCUCACUCUAUUUCAUGGUUUUACGAUUGUUGAAACGCAGUCCCUCGCCAAAAACAAUUAUCAACGAUGCGAGAGAAAAGGUCAUGGAAGGAGGUGAGAAUGCCUUACAGAGUCUCAAAAGAGUGGGCGAGAAUACCCUUCAGUCUGCUCGUGAGAAUGGCUCGAGUCUCGCAUCCACAGCCCAAAAUUCCACUACCACUAUCACAAAAUCCGCAAAGGACGUCUCUGAUAAAGUGUUCAAUGGUGCUAAAAAUCUUGGGGAAAAGACAACUGCUAGUGUCCCAACAGCAAAGGAAGCAAGCAACAGAGCAGCUGCCGCGGGAAACAAUCUCAUAGAAACGACAACAUCGACCACCGAAUACGCGAACAAGGAAGCAGGACAUUUGUUUGGAAACGCAGGUGAGCAAUUAGGUGAGAAAAUUGAGGGAUUGGGAGGAGAAAUCCAGAGAGUAGGAAAGGCAGGGAAUGGGGGAAAGGAAUAG
This is a messenger RNA of Botrytis porri, 2424 nucleotides long. RefSeq lists its product as uncharacterized. The coding region runs from base 1 to 2424 and encodes 807 amino acids. NCBI's taxonomy places the organism in Eukaryota, Fungi, Ascomycota, Leotiomycetes, Helotiales, Sclerotiniaceae. The transcript is spliced from 3 exons. The record is from RefSeq and is a predicted model, not a curated record.